GCGCUCACUUUAAAAUGUAGUACACCAGCGAAUUUGUGUUCUUGAAUAUGAAAUCUCCAGCGCUUACAUCGCUUUCAAUUUUUAGCUCUGUUGUACUCUUGACAUGUAAAAGUAAAUUUGACGAGCACUAAAGCUAAACCCGUUACUCUCCAUAACCCCUCACAGUGAUGAGUGUUCCCCUUAUAAUGUGUGUUGAAAGGUUGUUACUCAGCUCUUAGUCUAACAUGGUUCUUGUAUUUCUUUUAAAAAAAUACGUAACAGCAUAUAUUUUACUUUAUGGACUUUUUGUCUGAAAUAAAUUAUUUUUAUUUUCGUCCCUCUGGUGGGUACGAGCCUCUCAAACCACCAAUCACACACACAAAACCCUCACAAAAAGAGAAGAAUUUCGGAGUAGUGAAGUCUGUUGAACUCAUAUGCAUGUUGGUGGACAUCGCAUGUGCGCUCGAAAUGUUUUUUAAUUAUAUAGACACUUUGGCAUCUUCAUGAUGUCUUCUUUAACUCCGAGCACAAGAUAAAUCAGCUGAAACGUCGGGAAUAUAAAAUAACUUAAUUAAACGCGAUAAAAUCCGUAAAAGUAGUUUUAUUCAAUGUGUAGUGUUCGCGUAAAUAUAAGAAAUCAUUAUGAAAGUUCCUGUCAUGCCGGCAGGGAUAAUUUACGCGAUUUGCUUGGUAGGACUAAGAAAUUUAAAGAAUACUCUUUUUCUUGAGCUGCUAUGUCUCUCUUAAUCUCUUAUGAUAUAUCUCAGGUCUUACUCUUACUUGGUCUAAAAUAACAAAACAUAAUAGAUCUAAUAAAAUAUGAAAUCAGUAGAACUUUCAAUUCAAUCAUCAAUUUAUUCUCAGCGUACUAUAAUUUGAUAUAUAAACUUGUUUCCAAUAUGGAAUGUUGGCAUUUGACUUGAUAGUUGCUUGACCUUAUAUACCAGUAUGACUAGUUUUGUAAUCAAUGAAUGACCUUAUCACGGUUUUCCUCUUCCUGAUCAGAAUAAAAAAUGUCCAUUUCACUUUUUACAAAUUAAGGUAUAUACAGAACUAUACCUACUCGUUUCAAUUCCAAAUGAUUAAUUAGAUGUUUAGCCAAUUUACGAAUCAGAAGCAUCCUUUGUAUAUUUUAGGAAACCACUACUGGAUUGAUUACUGAAAACCCAUCAAAAACUUAAAAAAACACUAAGAUCUUUUCGAGAGCGAGUUUCUGCCUUGCUUGAAAUGGCUAAGCUAAUUAUAAGUCAUCGUCUUUCCAGGGUAAGAGUCUCCGUGAACAGAUGACAUCUCUUCCAUAAGUUUAAGUUUUUCCUUGCUUAGCGAAGAACUUAAUCGCGGCAUGAAACAUAAUUUUCUCCAUAGUUGGUUUUCACUUCCCGAUUGACUUGUUCAUCCUGUGAUAUCUCAAAGGGUAAUAAACCGAUUUGGCUGAAAGGUGUUCAUAAUUGUAUUGAGUUACCAAGUAGUGACAGUUAAAAAAAUGCCCCAUCACCUCUCUAACCUUCCAUACUGCGAACUUUUUAAACAUCCAGAUAAAUCACUGGAAGCAAAAAGGAUUCUUCCAAGGACGCUGCUUCCAGUGGAUCUGGGACUAGGAUCAAAGUUACUGCAAUGUUUUUUGAGGACUAAUACGGGCUAUUAUAUUUAAUUAUUAUUUCUUGAUAAUUUUACAAUUGCAGAGCGAUUCACACAAAUGAAGAUAUCCGGUGGUCACUAUGUAACAGUAAUUGAAGACAAGCGCUCAUCAAAAAUAAUCGCUGCCGCCACACUCACAGUGGAACAGAAGUUUAUCCACAAUUGUUCCUUGCGUGGCCGUUUAGAAGACGUAGUUGUUAAUGAUACUUACAGAGGAAAACAACUGGGAAAGUUGUAAGUACCUUGAUUUAAAUUAAUGCAGUGCUUUUUACUGGGGCUGUCCAUACCAGACGGUUACUGAACAGAAAAAAAAUCGACACGAGGUUGUUAGUUAUUUAAUUUAAAUUUAAUUUCUGUAUCUCACUAUAGAAAUUAAAUAUAAAUUGGAGGAAGAAAAUACUUUUUAAUGUUUUGUCAUAAAAUGUCAACGUCAAUGCACAUGGUGAACAGUUUAAUAAAAUAUACUUUAUGCCAAACUAGGAAAAAAAAAUACUUUAAUAUUUUACUUGACCACCCUAGUAGUGCUUUGUUUUUUUACACAAUAAUAAUAACUAUGCAAUAUAUACAAAUUAACAUGACGUGCAUACACUAACAUGUGUGGAAUUAUCUCGCUAGCCGAAGCUAAGCUAGGAACUAUAACCUUCUGUAGCUUAUACAGCUUAACGGUCCUUUAAGACAAGGUGGUGACAGAUUUGACACAUCAUCAUCUACUGCGCGUAAGUCACAAUACUGUGCUAUUCAUUAUACAUUAUACGAGUUACGCACACUAUUCCGUUUGUUAACGUGUAUUCAAGGAUCUAUCAUAGUUGGACGGAAAGAGUUUUUGUAAGAAAUCGUCGAUCGCCGACCAUUUUAGCUGACCCCUGCAGCGAGACUACUUCUGUAAACUACAGCAAACUUUUGGGAGCCUAGUACUUUGAGUUUGAUUUAAAACUAAGCAUGCCACUCAAGCGAACGCCGCCUCCCGCCUCACCGCCAGCGGAAAAAAACAAGAAUAAGAAUGUGACCUGUACACCUAUAAAUAUUUGCCCCAGCCUAUCUACUGAAAAGCCUUCUUCAGAGGGUGAUAAUGUCACCCUAAGGAAAAAAGGUGUUAUUGAUUCUUCUAGUAUGGAACUAUUUAUGGAGGAAAUCAGGGAAAUUAGAGAAAUUAUAGUUAAGUAUAACAUUGUAAAACAUCAGAGUACAUUGACUUCUGUACAAUCCUCUGUGAAUGAAAUACUAUCCCAAUAUAAAGAUAUUAAAGAAUCAAUCGAGAUGAUAUCUAAGCAAUACGAUAGUAUGAAAGUCAAAUUUGAUUCCCUCGAAAAGCAAAGAAAGGAAGACCGACUUUACAUCGUUGAACUUGAAGGAAGAAUAAGCUCUCUGGAGUCAACUAUUGUGGCAUCAAAGCUUGAGCUUAGAAACAUCCCUGUGGGACCCAGUGAAUCCAAAGAAAGUCUGUGCGACAUUGUUUUAAAAACUGCUAAGGCCCUAGAAGUGCCUCUUCAACAGCCAGAAAUAAAAGACGUGUUCCGCAUUAAAAACAAAACUGGUAACGGAAAUAUUAUCGUCGACCUUGCAACUACCAUAAAGAAAGAAAAUUUCUUGAAAAAAGCGCGCAAAUUU
Messenger RNA from Parnassius mnemosyne (clouded apollo), 3225 nucleotides. Lineage: Eukaryota; Metazoa; Arthropoda; Insecta; Lepidoptera; Papilionidae. The record is from the annotation of a GenBank genome assembly.